Pseudomyrmex gracilis is the source of this 2452-nucleotide messenger RNA. RefSeq names its product long-chain fatty acid transport protein 4-like (gene Fatp3). Gene Ontology annotation, biological process: triglyceride homeostasis. NCBI's taxonomy places the organism in Eukaryota, Metazoa, Arthropoda, Insecta, Hymenoptera, Formicidae. The record is from RefSeq and is a predicted model, not a curated record. Gene Ontology annotation, molecular function: long-chain fatty acid transmembrane transporter activity; long-chain fatty acid-CoA ligase activity. Bases 506 to 2392 code for a protein of 628 amino acids. Gene Ontology annotation, cellular component: endoplasmic reticulum. The transcript has 13 exons.
UUAUCAAAGAUGUAUUGCUUAUCAAAAACUUAAUAUGCAUGAUUCAAAGAUCAAGUACACACAUAGUCCAGUCUACAUGUUCUUUGUACUUUCGGUACAUUCCCGCCUUAUGGAGAUAUCGGUUAUGCGCAUGUGUCGAGGUUUUCACAUGCAUCAGCUAUCAACUUUCAUCAACCCCACCGCUUCGGAGUAGUCUCUUAAGCCAGCUAGUGACUUCUAAUGUCUGUUCACGUUGUGCCGGUUAAUGUCUGUCCCCGUCCUAAACGUGGGGAGACGGUGAUAGCGCGAUAUAUGUCGCUACGUUCUGCCGCGGUUUCAUUUGCAAAACGGCAUCCGGGUAUAUCAGUUCUCCAGCUUAACGAUAAGCUCACGUUGUUUUCGUGAUCGGUGUUAAAAAGUUAAACGCGACCGACUUGGAGUUCGGCUCGCGCCAUUUCAAACGUCCUGAAUAAAUUUACCGUUCUGAAAUUUGCAGAACGAAGAGAGAGCACGAACGGAAAUCACAAUGAUGGAUACGCAACAGCUUGUUAUCACCGUACUGAGUUUGCUGCUCGGUGGAUUUCUGCUCACCGGAAGUCGCUGGCGUCUUAUUUACGUGCUGUAUAAAACGUUGCCGAGAGAUCUUCUGGGUGGUUUUCGAUUUCUACAAGUGAGCUUUCUUCUUUGGUGGUGGGAGAAGAAAGAAUAUACAGUUGCAAAGGUUUUCUCGAAAUAUGCAAUGGCUCAUCCGCAGAAAAUUGCUUAUAUUUUUGAAGAUAAAGAGUGGACAUAUGAACAGUUGGAACACUUUAGCAAUCGCAUAGGACGAUAUCUGCGCACUAGACCGUAUUCCCAUUUUGACAGUAUGGCCGUUCUUAUGGAAAACUGUCCUGAAUACGUCGGUAUUUGGUUGGGUCUAAGCAAAGCGGGUUUUGUCGGAGCUUUAGUGAACACAAAUCUUCGACACGAUGUGCUCUUGCACAGCAUCACUAGUGCUGGCUGCAAGGCCAUUAUCUUUGGGUCCGAACUGAAAGACGCGAUUCGCGACAUCAAGAGUAAAAUACCCAACAUCGAGCUUUACCAAUGGUCGGAGUCAGCGGACACGUCGAUUCUGGAUGGGGCAAUCGAUCUCAACACGGAAAUCAGCAGCAUUAAACCCGACCCUCUUAUCGUCCAGCUUGAACAUUCAAGUCCGCGGGACAAACUAAUUUAUAUCUAUACGUCUGGCACGACGGGAAUGCCAAAGGCCGCCGUUAUCAAUAACUUGAGGUAUAUGUUUAUGGCAUGUGGCACAAAAUCGAUGCUUAAUCUACGCUCUGACGAUCGAAUUUAUGAUCCACUGCCUCUUUAUCACACCGCAGGCGGCAUACUUGGAGCAGGUCAGGCACUUUUACGAGGCAUCACAGUUGUGAUUCGUAGAAAAUUCAGUGCAUCCAAAUAUUGGUCAGAUUGCAUCCAUUACAAAUGCACUGCAGCACAAUAUAUCGGUGAGAUAUGUCGGUUUCUUCUCACCGUUCCGCCAAGUCAGAACGAUAGGUCACAUAAAGUGCGCUUAAUGUUCGGAAACGGCAUGAGGCCGCAAAUUUGGGAAUCUUUUGUUAAAAGAUUUGGUGUAAAGCAAAUAGGCGAGUUUUACGGAGCUACCGAAGGAAAUUCAAACCUUGUUAAUAUUGACAAUAAAGUUGGCGCUGUUGGUUUUCUUCCGAGAUUUGCUUCCAGCCGUUUGUAUCCGGUUGCACUGUUGAAAGUUGAUGAAGAUACUGGAGAACCGCUGAGAGGACCAGAUGGACUAUGCAUACAAUGUAAACCUAACGAAGCUGGUAUAUUUGUGGGCAAGAUCAAUCCGAAGAAAGCGAUCAACGACUUUAGCGGCUAUGCGGACAAAAAAGCCACGCAGAAAAAAAUUAUAUGCGAUGUUUUCGUAAAAGGAGAUAGCGUUUUUAAUUCUGGUGAUAUUUUAAUUAUGGACGAACUCGGAUACUUUUACUUUAAGGACAGAAUCGGUGAUACGUUCAGAUGGCGAGGCGAAAAUGUUUCUACUACAGAAGUGGAAGCUGUCGUGAGUAAUGUGACAGGUCUCAGAGACGCAACUGUGUAUGGUGUCGAGGUACCUGAAAACGAGGGUAAAGCGGGAAUGGCGGCAAUAUAUGAUCCAGAAAAUUCUUUGGACUUGAAACAUUUGCAAGAAAAAUUGAAGCAAACUCUACCAACUUACGCCAGACCUCGAUUUCUUCGUAUUUUGUCGGAUUUACCAAUGACCGGAACGUUUAAACUGAAAAAAAAGGAUCUUCAACAAAGUGGUUUUGAUAUUACGAAGGUUAAAGACCCGAUUUAUUUCUUAAAGAAGGAUGCCUAUGUUAAACUAACUGAUGAAUAUUAUAAAGAUAUCAUAGAGGGACGAAUACAAGUGUAAUUUUAUUUCAGAUAAGAAUACGAAAAAAAUAAAUAAAACUAAACCUUGUGUAAAGAAAAA